AUGGUCGAGGCGUAUGGCGGUUCUCCGGAAUGGAAACCGGACUUUGUGUUUGUAAAGGCGCUUGCAAGUUAUUGUCUGCCAUGGAAUCUCCGAGUGACAGAGGGUCUCGGGGCCAUAAAAGAUGAAUGGGCCCAAGAGGAUGAAGAGUGUACCGAGGAGUUCCAGGCAGAUGUGGAGAAAAUUCUAAAAUACUCGAAGGUCAUGUCGUCAAGCAAUGCUGGGUCUCGAUUGUUUGGUGAUGAAGAUCCUUUUGUUAUUGUGAAUUUAGAUGAGGACGUUACUAUGAGUGCGGCCUCGAUGGCCUACUUAGUGCAGCUGAGGAAACUUCGAGAAGACCUGGCUACAGCUUGGGCAAAAAGGGACGAGGCGUUAUUCGAGGUGGUUACCCUCGAGGAGAAAGCUCGCCAAGUUCAUACCAAGGAGGCUGAAAUUGUCAAGGUGCAGGCCAAAUAUGAUGAGGUCGACGAGAAGAUGAAGUCGUUUGCCAGCCUGCAUAUUUCCAAGGAAGAACUUCACCAGUGGUGUACCGCGUUUAGGUAUAAAAUGAUGUCCACAGGGGGAAUGGCCGCAGCCCUCGAGGAGAUGAACUUGGUCGCCACCAAGUGUGGUGCGCACCGAGUUGGCAUGGCAGGGUUGAAGAGGCUCGACCAGGAUAGGCCAAUUAAGGCUAAAUGGUUCAAGCAGUUCCUGGUAAAGGACCCCAAGAAAACCAUGCACGAAGCCAUGGUGAAGGUCUUGACAAGGUUGAGCCUCGAGCAGCUUCCUCUGUGGGCCGCUUUAACCGGUGCCAUGUCCAAAAUGAGUUCUCCUGCGGAGAUUGCCUCGUUUCCGGGCGACGUUCCUGCCUUCUUGGCCAAGGGUCCAAGUGAGGAAGACCCUAUACCCGAGGUACCUGACGAGUAUAUGGGUAUCGAGCUCGAGGACGCUGACGAGGAAACUGAGGAGGACGUUGCUGAUACCGGCCACUCCGGAGUUCAGAGAACCGUUGAGAACGCCUCCCAGGCACCUUCCAAGGACCCUUCCAAUGACCCCUUCCAAGGCAGUGAUGCUGAAAGUUGGACCGUUCACCGCGUUCACCACAUGGUGUUGUCAGAGGAGCAGUCGAGGGAGUUCCCAUUAUAUUCUAUGAUUAGCGGGAUUCUGAGAAGUCGUGCUGAUGUGCACAGCCUCGAGACGGUGGCACAUUUGGAGAAUGACCUGCUCGAUGCCAUGAGGACGCACAAUGUAAAGGUUAACCAGCAUCUGAUAAAUGAGAUUAAAGGACUCCGCGAGGAAAUGCAGCGUCGAGAGGUUCAAAGCUUGAAGGACCACAGUGACUCUCUGAAUUUUGAGGCCGAGAUCCACGAUAAGCUGGUGACCUUGGAGAAGGAAAACGCUCGGCUUAGGGCAAGACAGCAGAUUACUGUGUCCCCCUGGUUUCUCGAGAAGCAUCAAGUGUUAGCUCGAGUCCAGCACAUGAUUAUGGUCAGGACUCGCUGUUUUAUCGCAGCCAUGGAUAUAUUGAAAGAGAGAUCUCGUGAGAUUGAGCUUCUUACAGACUAUAUUGCCCAAUUGCAAAAUCUACUGCUGGAUAACAAUAUUGACUUUGAAGCUUUCGAGCGUCCGGAGGAAACUAUGGAUCCUCGAACUCGGAGUUCUCGAGAGGAGUUGUUGAUGAGGGUGCACGCUCAGGACAUGGAGAUCAUGGACCUUAAGGAUAAAUUGAAUCAGUGUGUGAAUCUCCUUAGCCUGCAUGGGUAUAAGGGCAUUAUUCAUCCCUCCCAUGACAAUCCUGUCAGGGAGGUACUUGUAAUAGUAUAG
This is a messenger RNA of Oldenlandia corymbosa var. corymbosa, 1800 nucleotides long. NCBI's taxonomy places the organism in Eukaryota, Viridiplantae, Streptophyta, Magnoliopsida, Gentianales, Rubiaceae. The record is from the annotation of a GenBank genome assembly.